Alnus glutinosa is the source of this 1142-nucleotide messenger RNA. Its product is annotated as large ribosomal subunit protein uL22c-like. The transcript has 7 exons. The coding region runs from base 147 to 956 and encodes 269 amino acids. Gene Ontology annotation, molecular function: structural constituent of ribosome. Gene Ontology annotation, cellular component: ribosome; mitochondrial large ribosomal subunit. NCBI's taxonomy places the organism in Eukaryota, Viridiplantae, Streptophyta, Magnoliopsida, Fagales, Betulaceae. The record is from RefSeq and is a predicted model, not a curated record. Gene Ontology annotation, biological process: ribosome assembly; translation.
AAACCCGUAUACUUCGAUUUAGGCUUCUUUUCAUUUCGUGAAAAGCUUGGGACUCCGUCUCUCUCCGAAGCCGACUAGCUGCUACUCAGCUCGCAGGAACCGCAACCCGUUCAGAAGAUUUGUUGGUAGAGUUAGCUUUUGAGGCCAUGGUGGGCUGGCAGAGACACAUACAAUUUGUGCUUCGUGGUGUUGGGAAUAGGGUGGAACAUAGUUACAACGUAUCUGCCAACUUUUCUUCGCAUCGCUUGGAAUCCUCUAUUUCUCCAUGUGAGUUACCUUAUCUGCAGAGACUAUGGAGACCACCUACUGCAAACAUCUCAAGGCCUUUUUAUCAAUAUUUUCAACAAUUGGGAGUUUCCAGUUCAAGGAAGUUACUAGCUGAUUCUUCUGAAGAAGCAGCCAUUCCAUCUCCAUUGACUCCUGUAUUAGCAUUAAAUAGUGGAAAAAGUGAAGAUCAGAACCAGAAAGCAGUCUCUAAGCCUUCCAAAGUUCAAGCCAUAUUAAAGGGCAUUAAACAGAGUCCAAAGAAGGUUAACUUGGUUGCUGCAUUAGUUCGUGGGAUGCGAGUUGAAGAUGCAUUGUUGCAGUUGCAAGUGACAGUAAAGCGAGCUGCAAAAACUGUAUAUCAGGUUAUUCACUCAGCUCGAGCAAAUGCAACACAUAACCAUGGGUUGGAUCCAGAUCGUCUCCUUGUUGCUGAGGCAUUUCUGGGAAAAGGAUUGUAUAAAAAGAGAGUUUCCUACCAUUCUAAAGGAAGAUGUGGAGUCAAAAUGAGACCGGAGUGCCGACUAACGGUGGUAGUAAGGGAGAUGACGGCUGAAGAGGAGGCGGAGAUUGCCAGACUUAGAGUCCAUAAUUUCCGCAAGCUCACUAAGCGAGAGAGGCGGCUUGUACCUCAUAAGCUUAUUGAGACGACUCCAGUCUGGAAUCGCAAGGGCUAUGGCCUACAGUCCUGAAACCAAGUAGAAGGUUCUGUAGAAGUGUCGAGAGAUCUCUUCCCAUGUCUGAAUUUCAGGUAGAAAUUUUCUUGUAGAAAUGUUGGAGCAACCUCGUUUAAAUCUCAGAUAACACUUACAUUCAAACAUUUUUAUUUUUAAUUGUCCUUUUUUCUUUUCAGAUAAUAAAAUUUUAAAUUGGACCAA